Messenger RNA from Argentina anserina (silverweed cinquefoil), 1273 nucleotides. Its product is annotated as probable WRKY transcription factor 65. The transcript has 3 exons. The record is from RefSeq and is a predicted model, not a curated record. Gene Ontology annotation, cellular component: nucleus. Gene Ontology annotation, biological process: regulation of DNA-templated transcription. Gene Ontology annotation, molecular function: DNA-binding transcription factor activity; transcription cis-regulatory region binding. NCBI's taxonomy places the organism in Eukaryota, Viridiplantae, Streptophyta, Magnoliopsida, Rosales, Rosaceae. The coding region runs from base 199 to 1053 and encodes 284 amino acids.
AGUGAAAAGAAAAGGGGAAAGCAACUUGGGGUUUUUUGUCAUCUCUAGCUUAUCCUACUCCUCCUUUCCCUUUCUCUAUCUACCCUCUUUUCUCUCUCUUAAUCAAUUGCGGUCCCUGAUCUAGCUUUGAUCUACCAUUUCUCUUUAUAGUUAUUGCUUCUGCAACUUCUGCCUUUUACCAAAAUCCAGAAACUAGAAAUGGAUGAAACCCUCUCUUCUCCAGAACAGGAGUCAGAUGCCUCAAGGGAGCUCAUGAUUAGGCCAGAAACUCAGGCUUCCAAAAGAAGGUGGGUUCAAUUGAAGGUGGCUCAUCAGAAAACAGUGGUUACAGUGAAGAUAGGACCAAAUGUGGGGAAGCUAAAGAAUGAAGGGCCUCCUUCAGAUUUCUGGUCAUGGAGGAAAUAUGGGCAAAAACCCAUCAAAGGAUCUCCUUAUCCAAGGGGGUACUACAGGUGCAGCACAUCAAAGGGUUGUUCUGCCAAGAAACAAGUGGAGAGAUGCAAAACUGAUGCUUCUGUGCUCAUAAUCACCUACACUUCUAGCCAUAAUCAUCCAGGUCCUGAUGUGACAUCCACCACCAAAACCCAGAACCCACCACCAAAAGAAGCCCCAAUGCAAUCCAAUAGUGAAGAAGAUGAUGAUGAUGACGAGGAUCUCACGGCUGAAGUGCCCAAAGAGGAAGAACAAGAGGCAGAGCCAGAGCCGGAACCAGAACCAGAUCAAGAAGAAGAACAAGAAAGGAAAGUAGAUAUGCAACAAGAACCAGAUCAUUUCUACUAUAUUCAGUCCCCAAUCAGAUCCUCCCAAGACAUAGUGAUUUACCAAGAAGACCCUUUCAGCUCUGGGAGCCACCUAGAGAAAACCCUUUUUGAUGAACACCCACAUCCCCUCUGUUACCCUCAGCUCAUGAGCUUCUCAACAACACCCAAAUCCGAAGAAGAAGAAGACUUCUACGAUGAGCUUGAGGAAUUGUUACCCGCAUCGUCCUAUUUCCCAAGCUUCAUGAGAAGCAAUCUCUCCCAGCUUGAAAGGAUUCCUUUUGUCCCUUCUUGAUCCUAGUGUCUGUUUUCUAGUGUUUGCAGCCAGCAGUUAGUGCUUAGGAGAAACAAUGUAUGUACCUAGCUAAGCUAAACUCCAUUGUUAAUAUAUGUCAUUAUCAUGUUCUUCAUGCCCACUACCGGCGAUUGUUCCAAGUCGGCAUCUUUUGGAAUAUUUCUAACCUGGGUUCACAAAAUGAGAAAGCUACAUCACUUUGUCAUUACCAAAAGCUUAC